Molecule: messenger RNA, 10927 nt
Organism: Anopheles funestus (African malaria mosquito)
Lineage: Eukaryota; Metazoa; Arthropoda; Insecta; Diptera; Culicidae
Exons: 21
Coding region: 4301-8083 (1260 amino acids)
Biological process (GO): transmembrane transport; potassium ion transport
Cellular component (GO): membrane
Molecular function (GO): voltage-gated potassium channel activity
Source: RefSeq, a predicted model, not a curated record
GAACGAUUCGCUCUUGGAAACUUCGCAACAUCGAUCCGCUGGGGGUAGUGUUUGAAAAAAGUGUUAUGCAUUCUACGGCCUGCCGCUGCUGGUCCUAGGAGCGCGAGUGCUGUUCUUGAGUUUUUCCUCCUUUUUCGGUUUUGCGGCCGUACCAAAAAACGGCACACCGUCAAACAGGCCGUGGCGCCUACCGAGCGCAACACAAGAACGAACGAAUUUUACUCCAUCGAGACCGACGUCUGUGAGUGCCUGCACAGGAUUGCAACUACUAAAAACAGCAACCCCAAAAAAAAAACAAAAAGUAUAACGGAAAAACCCCCCCUCUGAGAAAAAAAAAACCAUCCUGUUUCCAAGAUCCGUCACAGCAGCACCUUGUGGAACGUUUAGAAAUUCCAUGUGAUUACGUGAUACCCUACCUAUACGUCGUACCGUUUGGACGCGCGCGUUCGAAUCGCACACCUAGUCAGAUUUUUUGGGGGAUACCCGUGUGGCACAACACAAACCCCUCCAGCUCCUGGAAUGGAACAUCUUCCCCCGGUCCGGAGCGCCCAGGAACCGUGUUCACGCUGAAUCGUUCGAAACGCGCGUUAUACGCGACCUUCUCCUCUCCGGUGCCCUCCAUGUGAUACGAAUUGCAACAAAACGGUCAAAUUAUAGUGGAACGAUAAAGCACACGCAACAAAAGAAGAAGAAAAAAAAACACCCCAGCACACGCGGUCGGUAAUCCUUCGAACAGCAAAAAAAACAAAAAAACAAAAAAAAGAAAUACCGUCUGGUGUCGAAAGCACUUCAGCUGUAGGUACUUCGUAGUUUCAGCACCAAUAUAUAGAGCAUAGAGCGCCUUUAGCCAUUAGCAUAAGCAAAUUUGCCUCGUAAUUUUCGCCUCGAAAACACCACACGUGUCACCUCGCCCGGAGCUGACGGAAGGAAGGAAGACAACUAGCGCAAGGAAAACCACCCCCUGCUCCGCACGGCAAAACAGCUGUACCACGCUCGUUGGGGUGGUAGCAAAGGCUAGCAAAUCGCAGUAACAAGUGUAGUGUAUAGAGUAACGCAUCGUAGCAGGCCCAACGUAGCAACCAUACCGUUUUGGGUGAAAUUUUAAUCGGAGUGAAAUGAUUACAAAACAUCAACCGUGUACGUCCCUGGGAUACGGCCAGGAUCUAGGUACUCGCGUACCCAUAACUGUUUGGUGGCCACACUUCACAAUAACCCGUUCGCAGUAGAAGAAGAAAAAAGAAAACAGGACUGUUCCGUGCCAGUGCAGUGGAAGAAGGGACACUCUUACACAAUCACAACCAACCAACAAAAUACGCAUUCGCGAUUCCCGUUUCCCGUCGACAAAUUUCACCACCCCAUGGUUGGGUGGGAGUUUGCAUAAUCUUAACAGUGGUAAAAAUUUUACACUCUCCUCCCACGCGCCCUAAAACCGCCCGCCCCCCCACCAACCCUUAACCUCGUACGAACGACUCAUCAUCAGCCGUGUGUGGGUGUAUGUGUGGUUCAACCCAUUGUAACUCCGGAGUGUUACAGGGAGAGAGAUUGUAGUGUGCAGCAGCAAUACUGGCCUCUUGCAUCGAUCGAUCUAAGAGGAAUGGUUUAACAAAACAGGCUGCGAAGAACGGGCAACCGAAUGAAACAAGUGGUCGGGAAGAGGGAUAGGUAAAACAACCAACAAAAAAAAGAAAAACAACACACAGGAGAAGGAAAAACAAAGUAUCGGAAAUCUUACACAAGAUACAUAUCUGUCAAUAGAGUUACGUAACGGACGAACCUCGUCGUCAUCGCCGUCGUUUGUUGUUCGUCGCCGUUUGUCGGAGUUUGCCGUCGACAUCGACAUCGUCCUUUCGUGCUCCGGACGUGCUCGGCGUGGCCAGCCAACGUGGCCCCUUUGUGUCUAUCCUGCUUCAUCCCUUCUCCUUCCAAACCGCACCCCACCGUACACGGUGUGGUGGAAGAGUGGCCGAGUGCAAAAAAAAACCCCCAGUGGUGGAUUGCCCCAACAAACUUUUCCUGAGGUAGGAUCAAAAACGCAACAAAACAACAACGAGAAUAAGGGCAAGAAAGAAACAUUUACACUCGAAGUAGGCGCUGGCAGUGGUAGUGUUGGAAAACCCGUGCAAAAAACCUCAGCAAACCAUGUGGUUUGUGGCUGCGGAGUAGUUAGUGGAUAUGUACACGAGGCACUCGCAAAAACCCGAAUGCACCGAAAGGAUGGGAUGCUGUUAUCGGUGUGCGCCAAGUUAUUAGUGACCAUUGGUGCUGUAUGUUUGCCGGUGAAUGAUACGAAUCAGUAGCGCUAUCUGCUUGAAAGCUUCCGAAGCUACUACUUCGGGCUAGUGUGUUGUGUGAUGUGGUAAAAUUGAAGAUACUAUUAAUGGUGGGUUUUUUCACCCCCCACGCGUGUACUGCAAAGUAAAAUAAUCGCGCCAUUUUGUCAAGCGGCAGCACGAAACGACCAGCAGACAUAUGUUGUUGAGUGUGAUUACAGUUUGCUACAUACGCUUCACAGCAAUAUUCAAGUGUUGCCCAUCUUCUCCGUUUCAAUAGGUGUGUUACAGCACAACAGUGGAUGCAAUAAUUGUACGGCUAAACAAUAACACCAAAACUUACUGCAACACAUACUGUACACACCAUCACCAAGCGGAUACUAUUAUCAGUCACAACCAACAAUUAGUAUUUAGCGAUAAGCCGAAGAAGAAAACAAAAUCAUUGUGAUAGCGAAAUGCCUCUCCUGUGUGAGUGUGUCGUUUGAUUGAUUGUUUUCAUUUCAUUCCCGUGCUGGUUUUACUGUCUGCCUUCUAAACUAACGUACUGAAAGGUACGCCAAAAACAGGAGCAAUAGCAAACGUGACCCAGGCCAAGUGUGUAGUGCAGUGCUGUGAACACGAAAAACGAACGAAGCAAUCCAAGUAGACGACGGCUGUACCGUGAAACCAGAAUCGGAACACGGAACACGUGGAAACAAGUUUCAUUGUGCAGUAUUACUACUCGUUUUUCCCCACCUAAGUAGUGUGUGUGUCGCGGAAGGAUCUAUUACACCACUGUGUACCACCAAUUGUUAUCCCACGCGUUUUGAAACGCUUUCGCCAACAAUAAGGCAAACCCACCAAAAGUGAAGAAAACAACAAAAAAAAGGUCGCGAAUCGAUCGAAAACUCAAGAUAAACGUGUACGGUGCUAUAGUGUGUUGCUAUUGUUUUUAUCCCGCCUUCUGCCGUGUUCGUUCUACGGAACCAAUCCCACCCGUCUCACAACCCUCCCCCUCUCUCGCCCACCCCCCACCCCCCACUGUUGUAACAUCCGAUUUUCAGCUCUCGCAUACAAGCGCAAAAAGCGCUCCCAUACUAGUAGUACACGGUACAACGGUCUCUUAUCCUGUUGUAGAGGAUAAAAUUUCGCGUGCCCGAUAAACGACGACCUCUCUCCCCCUUCCACGACUCCUCUCACACAUAAGACGACACACGAAACAAUCGAUAUCAUCCCCCAAAGUAGUGGCAGCACUUCCGCUCAAAACCCCUUUGCCUAAACCCCCACCGUACCCCCCGAAAAAAACUCAUCGCACGUCCACGUCGUAGCAGGAGCGGAAUCGUUACGGAACGACCGUUUUAGAAGUGUUUGCCGGAUAUAUGGUGUAUGUGUGUUAAAGCCUUGUGCCUGCUAGUUCACAUUGUUCGCAUAAGGAUGCUGAUGUGAUUGAUCAUGAUCUUGACGAUGAUGCUGAUGACGGUUGAUGAUGAUGAAGAUGCUGCCUAAAACGGGGUAAAGCAGGCAGGAUACAGCAGUCCCACGGCAAUUCGGGUUCCCUUCGGUACGGUUCUAUUGUGACCGGAGCUAUUGGAGAUACCGUAAUAAGGGAUAGUUGUCGAUGGUCGUCAGUUCCGAACACUCGCGUGACAAAAAAACCUAAGGUGGAGUAAAAGCGCACACAACACACGCAUACACACUCAACUAAGCGAAGAUAGAAAAAGCGACAAACCCCGUAAAAGAAAGUAAGGCGAAGAGAGAGAGAGAUAUAAAGAGAGAGCGAGAGAGCGAGAAGGAGAGAACAAAAAAAUCAGAUCAAAAGCUCAUCGAGAUGGAAGGAUGUACUUGUGAGGAUACGGCACGAGUACGGAUUUAUUAAGGAGUUUCACUUGCCGCCAACCUGAUUCAGACGCUCUGGAUGUGUUGAAAGAUGCCUUUAGAAAACUGUAAGCGGAAGGUACACAGUACUGGCGAUUACUGCAGCAAUCACAUUUUAAGCAGGAUUAUACACAUUCUAUCCCCGUCAUCCGUUCAUCUAGUGUAGAUGUGUGAAAAUGCCUUUUAAAAACUUUCAACGACGGGUUAGUGGUCCUGGUGCUUACUGCAACAAUUACAUACAGAGCAGGCAAGAAAACACGGAGUUUCUGCAACUUAGUCAAACCCAACUGCAUCAGUCAUCGGUGAACAUCGGGUUCAGUAACAUUGUUUACAAUAGUGCGAAUAGUGAACCACUCAACAGUUCCCGAAGUGGCUCGACAUCGUUAGCAGUGAUUGACAAAUCAACAACACCGAAGGCGGAUUCGAGUGACCAAAAGUCGGGCCCGAAGUACAACGAUCUUAACAAAACAUCGCUCUCGGUCGAGGAGAGCAAUCUGAACUUUAACUUCGUCAAGAGCAAUGGCAAGUCGGUGUCUGCAAACAACUGCAGCGGUUCGUACAAGGGUUUAGCGAGCGGUGGCACCAACAACGGUGCCGGAACCAGUUCGCAGCCGCCUGGUGGUGGUGGUGGUGGUGGGAUCGGUAGCAGUGGCAGCACAGCCGGCGGUACCUAUCCGUGCAAGAAAUGUGCGGUCAGCAACAAUCUUAGCAACCCGCCCACGUUGCACCUCGGAGGUGGUGACGGCCAGCACUACCAUCACGUGUGUCACGAUCCGUCGCACGAUAACGCAAACGCUAGCCUUAAAAAUUCGCCAGCCCAUGGCGGAUCGGGCUCGUCGGGCCGGGCAGCGAACAUCAUAGCAUCGUCGGCCCCGACCAAAUCGGGUGCAUCGGGCAGUAGCGGCAGUGGGGGCGGUGGCGGCAAGGGCAGCACCCUGAUCAGCUCCUGCCAGGGUUCGUUCCAUUCGCUGCAGGGCGGCGGUUCGAUCAGUGUGGACGGUAACGGGUCGACCCUACCGCCGUACGGCCAUCACAGCGUGUCGUCGAGCGGUGCCCAAACUGCAUCCGGUGGGUCGAUGCAACAUGCCUGCAGCAACCUGCUGUCGCAUCACCAGGUACAGCCCCGUCUGAGCUACUCCACCAGCCACACGGAUUCGCCGAACGGUAGCGGCACGGUACUGUACAACCGAUCGCGCAUCAACAGCCACAGCAACAGUGCGACGCCCGGUGAGCUCGAGCGGGGCGGCAGCGUAACGGGCGGCAGUAGCAACGGGGGUGCGAAACAUCAACAGCAGCAACAGCAGCAGCACGCCCCCAACUACAACGUGUUUAGUGUGAACUACGAGCGGAAAAGUGCCAGCAUCGGGGGUGUCGCCAGCGGUAGCGGUGCCGUCGGUGGGUACAGUGGUAACGGGGGCGGCGGUGGUGGUGCCAGUGGUGGCAGUAACGGUAACGGUAGCAAAACGAUAAACAAUAGUAGCAACAAAAGCAAUAAUAGCAACGGUGCGAUCAAUGCGUCCAACAGUGGGAACAGCUACAGCUAUCAUGCGAGUGACAUUAGCCAGCUGCGUAACAUCAUCGAGCUAAACAAGCAAGUGAACGAUCUGAACUCGAAGAAUGUCGAGUACAACCGGCAGCUGAGCGCACCGGCGGAGAACAAUAUCAACAAGAGCAGCAGCAACUGCUACAGCAACAGUGUCUACAACCUGUUUUCCAAUCACAUUUUGCCUCAGUAUCACAGCAAUUCGCCCAACACUAAUAGCUUAAACCGUGCGAAGAAGAAGCGUAGCUACAAGCUCAAUGGCAGCAGAUUGUUCAGUGCAGCCAGCUCCGAUUCCAUAAGGUUCCAUUCGAAUCUUUCGAAUCAAAACGAUACCGAUCUGCGGGUGUCGAUCGAUAAUACCUGCACGGACUCACUGGUGACUGCACUGGAUGAUGAGGCGCUGCUAAUUACCGACUACAUGAACGACAUGGCUAAAUCUAAGGUACAUUUUGAUGACGUGUCCCUCUAUGGUACACCGAAGGAGGAACCGCUUCCCAAUAUUCCUCCUUCCAUAGAGAAACCGUCAUCGAAUUUCUUAAAGAAUCAGCUGCAAGCAUGGUUCCAACCGACCGACAAUCGGCUUGCCAUGAAACUGUUCGGCAGCAAAAAGGCACUAGUGAAGGAACGAAUUCGUCAGAAAACGGCUGGCCACUGGGUUAUACAUCCGUGCAGUUCAUUCAGAUUUUACUGGGAUUUGUGCAUGUUGCUUUUGCUAGUAGCAAACUUGAUCAUCUUACCCGUAGCGAUAUCAUUUUUCAACGACGACCUGAGCACCAGAUGGAUCGCAUUCAAUUGCUUGAGUGAUACAAUCUUCCUUGUCGAUAUAGUGGUCAAUUUUAGAACAGGUAUUAUGCAGCAAGACAAUGCGGAGCAGGUGAUACUCGAUCCGAAGCUUAUUGCAAAGCACUAUUUGAAAACGUGGUUUUUCCUGGAUUUAAUAUCGUCCAUACCGCUCGAUUAUAUUUUUUUAAUAUUCAACCAGAUGCAAAAGUACAGUCAGGAUUUCUCCGAUUCGUUUCAACUGCUACACGCUGGCCGAGCCUUGCGCAUACUUAGACUGGCCAAGCUCCUGUCGCUGGUGAGGCUUUUGCGGCUUUCCCGGCUCGUGCGCUACGUCUCCCAGUGGGAGGAAGUCUAUAUACUUCAAAACCUACAAAAAAAGCAUUCUAAUCGAAGAGGGAGAUCCUUUCAAAAAGAACAAGCUAAAGGUUUUUCUAAGAGCAGCCUUAUUUUGAAGUUUCUCAACAUGGCGUCAGUGUUCAUGCGAAUUUUUAACCUAAUUUGUAUGAUGUUACUGAUCGGUCACUGGAGCGGUUGCUUACAGUUUCUCGUGCCGAUGCUGCAAGGCUUUCCAUCCAACUCUUGGGUGGCAAUCAAUGAACUACAGGAAGCUUACUGGUUAGAGCAAUACUCUUGGGCACUGUUCAAAGCGAUGUCGCACAUGCUUUGCAUAGGAUAUGGAAGAUUUCCCCCUCAAUCACUGACAGAUAUGUGGCUUACGAUGCUUUCGAUGAUAUCUGGUGCCACCUGCUACGCCUUAUUCCUUGGACAUGCUACCAAUCUUAUCCAGAGUCUGGACUCUAGUAGACGUCAAUAUCGCGAAAAGGUAAAACAAGUGGAAGAGUACAUGGCGUACCGGAAGUUGCCGCGCGAUAUGCGACAAAGAAUUACUGAAUAUUUCGAGCAUCGGUACCAAGGUAAAUUUUUCGACGAAGAAUGCAUUCUCGGCGAGCUGAGCGAAAAACUGCGGGAAGAUGUGAUAAACUACAACUGUAGGUCCUUAGUUGCUUCAGUGCCUUUUUUCGCGAACGCUGAUUCUAAUUUUGUAUCAGAUGUAGUGACUAAACUUAGAUACGAAGUUUUUCAACCUGGUGAUAUUAUAAUUAAGGAGGGAACUAUAGGAUCAAAAAUGUAUUUUAUUCAAGAAGGCAUUGUAGAUAUCGUCAUGGCUAAUGGAGAGGUCGCUACAUCACUGUCGGAUGGAUCAUACUUCGGAGAAAUCUGUCUGCUAACAAAUGCCAGAAGAGUCGCCAGCGUUCGUGCCGAAACCUAUUGCAAUUUAUUUUCUCUCAGCGUUGAUCACUUCAAUGCGGUACUGGACCAAUACCCACUGAUGCGCAAAACGAUGGAAACGGUGGCCGCGGAACGGUUAAACAAGAUUGGCAAAAAUCCCAACAUUAUGGCACAGAAGGAGGAAUCGGAAUCGGGCAAUACGGAAACCAAUCAAAUUAGUGCUGUAGUGAAUGCUUUAGCUGCUGAAGCUGAUAAUGUAGAUAAUUUAAGUGACGGUAAUGGUAGCAUGAAGAAGGGCACAUCGCAAUCCAGCUUGAACGAGCUCAAUCAAAGCUUGAAGAUGAGCUUACCCCGACCGAAGAGCGGCGAGUUUAGGGCCCUUUUUGAGGGCUGCAGUCCGUAAGCGGCCUUUUACAUGCGGUGUCACAUCCCGGUUUUCGCGUGAAGCGUACAGACCGCUGGGAUACCGGGGUGGAUGCACGUCUACGUAAAUGCGCCCCGGGCAACCGCUCAUGAUCGCAAUGAUGAUGGCGGUGAUCAUCACGAGUAUCAUGACGGACGAUCAAGGAUAAGCGACGAAGCAAAACCAAAAGAAAAAGAAACACACACAGACACAAUGAUCAAAUCAAGCAAUGAAAUAAUGGCAUCUACUCUUUUAGUGCAUAAGUGUAGCGAGCAACAGACGUAACAAACACACAAACAACCAUUGAUCUAGUACCGAUCACAUCACACACACAAACGCGCGCGCGCGCGCUUAGGGACGAACACGGCAAGGACGCGUUGCGUUACGUUUGUGGUGCAAUACUCGUAGUGGUUUUGUUGUCGAUCUUAGUUUUUCUUCUUCGGGUUAGGGUAAAGCUUGUAGAAUGAAAUCUGACAAAGUAUAUACAUACAUAUAUAUACAUAUAGGCGUAUAAGAAUAUACACAACAAACACGCGCAUAAAUAAAUUAUACUUGCGGGAAUGGAAGUAGAUCAGCGUAGCGCCAUUACACUCUUCUUUAGUUUCUUUGGCGAUAUAGUUGGUAGUAGUGAUCGCACCAGUGGGGAAAGCAUGCGUAAAACGGCAAAGCGAACGGCACAGCGUGUUAUUGUUGUUGAAGUAGUGACAAAAAAACAGGGAAAAACACAGCGCUACAAUUACAAAAGCACAUUGCAAAACAACACAAAGCAGCAGCAAACAACGAGAGAAGGUGAAAGAGGUGAAACCAUAGCUAAAUCCUUCGUUUCCUGCACUCAUCGGUAGUAUACUCAGGACUGCACCAGCACAACAUAACCUACUGUGAGCAAAGCUCUUCUUGUUCAAAGGGGUAGGGAAGAGAACGUCCCCAGGAAAACAGGGACAGGACGACGCUUGCCGCUUUGAUGUUGGGCGUGCUUUAGGUUUGUUUCUCUUCUUUUUUUUAAGCGAGCCAGCAAAACACGGCCGUACUGGGAACUGUAGGGUGGGGAAAAAGGGGGGAAAACUAGGAAAAAAAUGGCACAAAGAAAGUAAUAUAGCACAGCGCAAUUGCGCACCCGUAAGGAUGAAACAGGCGACAAAAGGGGAUGUAUGGGGAACGUUAGAACAAUACCAGAGAGAAACAAAACAAAAACCUUUAUUUACCUUGUGUGUUAAGGGUGGGUUAAGGAUAGGGAAAGGGGUUGGGGGGAAGCUGCCACAGGUGGAAGUGUUGAAGGGUAAGAACAAUUAACAAGAGGAAUUAGAAGGGGCCUUAGGCGCAGGAAAGAGAACUUCGUAAUUAAGUAGAGAUUUACAAACACUAAACAAAUACAACAAUUAAACAAACACACUCACACAAAGAAACACAGCGACAUGAUAUUAUAUAUAUACAUACACGUGGGUAGGAAUGUAAAUUGCGGUGCCAAUGCCACGGAAAGCAGCAGGAACUGGGACGGUGUUCACCUUUUCCGUUGCUGUCUGUAUGUGGCACUUGUACCGACCGGAAGCGGAGGAAACCAACUCGAAACAGGGGAAGGGGGAAGUGUGGGAAACACGGGGGUACACGGGUAAGCAUAACAAGCUGUGUGUGUUUGUGGGUGUAAAGGAAGAAGCGAAACCACUGUAGGCAAAAACGAAUUAUAAAGCAAAUCAAAACAACUAACCUCUUCACAGCAAAAAAGUUAGUGAAAGAGAAGCCGCUAACCUAAGCUAAAACAGAUAGGAAAGAGGAUGAACAGGAACAAAAAUACACGCACACACACAAAAGAGCCAGUGCGUGCGCGUACUAUAAGCACGCAUUCUCUGCGAAACAGCGCAACAUAAAAUCAAAUCAAAAGAAAGUGUUGAAUUUCAUGCAUUAAAGGGGUGGGGCGAAAAACCCUGCCCGCUCAACGACGAGGGAGCAAAACCGUUCAACAACAAACUAGAACUCUACAACAGUCGUGGGAAAGGGGUACCGGUUUAGUAGUAAUUACAAUAAGUAGUAGGCAAUGCAAAGGAACGACGCGAAAGCAGCGGGGUUUGGGACAAGAUUAGAAUGAAAAAAAAAUCAACAAUGCGCAUUAAAAGAAAAAUGGCGGACGGUGAAAGUUUAGUUGUUGCGUUCUUCAUUUAUGUGUCGCGUCUUAUUCGAAUUUUUCCUAUUUAAGUCCGUAGUGUGUAAUUGCAGUGGUAAAAAUGGUAACAAAAGAAACAUUACUUUCUUCGUAGAUCCGCGAACAGCAGCAGAAGCGCAAUUAUGUUUGCAGUGAUACAGCAGCUCUUUAGCAGAAACAACACAAACUAACUAAACAAUUAAAAAUCAGCUAUACAUCCACGGUUGGUUGGAGUUGGGGAUGGAUGAGGAAGGGAAGAAUAGGAGGAGGAGGAAGAGUGGGAGGAGGAGGGGUCGGGAAGAGAAGGGAGGUGGAAGUUGAACGCUAACUCUCUUAUACCGGGAAGGGGUGUGGGGGGGAACGGAAGAUGAAACUGAAAUCAUUCAUCCUCUCUUCCCAACUCCCGUCUUUAUCCCGUGCCGUAAGCAAACAAAAUCUAUUUAGUGCAAUUGAAGGGAAGGGCUGAGAAAAAAGAGAAGUGACUUUAAAGGAAGUUGACAAAAGAAACUCUCCCGUUCAAAAAUCAAAAAACAACUUACAACUCCUCCCCAGAAAAAAAGCAAAACAACAAACAACUCACCAAAAAAAAGAGCGUUGUAGAUAUAGUUGAUCGUCGUUUCAUGAUAGUUUAUUCAGCAUUACUGAUAGAUUAGCUGGCUUACACUACUAAACAGUGAUUGUGAAUAAAAACCUAGAAUGAACAAAAGCAA